AAAGUUUAAACAAGUAAAAAAGAAAAGAAAAAAAAUGAGAUUCACCAUGUUAAUCCGCCUUCUCAAAAAUGUCUUUAAGUCCGUCAUCCUCACGACCCUCUUUGUCUUCCUUAUACACCAAUUAACACAGGAUCACGUGACCCCAGAAUCUUCUCCGACGAUAAGAUAUUGGGAUCGGAACGCAUUAAAGGUCAAAGGGAGAUAUUCAGGUUUUCUCUUACCUUAUAUCGUGACGCCCCUGUUGGGAGAGUCGCUUCAGGAAGGGAAACUGAAGGAAAUUUAUCCUACGAGCGAGCUAAGUUUCCUCGCUUCUGAAAUUCGGUUUCCUGUUAACGUCGUGAAGGACUAUGUCAAGGGAACCACUCCGCCUUACAACAUCAAACGAGCGAGCGGCGAUUCAUCCUCCGCCGCGUUAGUAAACCGAAAACUAACGAAGGUCAAGGACUAUUUCGACUACCUGCAGCAUCCCAGACUAAAGUGUAGGAAACUGAAGAGAAUGGGCGGCACCUUCUCUUGCGAUGGCCAGGGAGAUGAGGACGGGAUGGACGGGCAUAAGUACGUGUGUAUGGACCCCAGCCUCGAACUUGGGGGGACAAAAGACCCCGCGUCCUGCCUUACGUUGUCUUAUGGGGUUCACAGAGAUUCUUCCUUUGACGGAGAUGUUGCAGAGUUGCAGUGCGAAGUUCAUAUGUUUGAUGUUCUCAACUUCAAUCCUCUUUUGGCCCACGAAGUUGAGCAUGUUCACUUCCAUUUGGAGGGCCUGGCUCGCAAAAAAAUCGUCACCUUUUAUCCCAACCUCAACAUCAGCGUCGAUAUGGACGACAUCGUCGGACAUAUGCUCAAGUAUAAACUCGACCCUCGGGCUAUAAACAUCCUGAAGAUUGACAUUGAAGGAUCGGAGUGGGAUGCCCUUGCAGACGUGACAACUAAAGAAGGAUUGAAAAUACUUGAGCUCGUUGGCCAGAUCGCUAUUGAGUUACACGUCGUGGACUUGGUAAAUGGAGUGAACUUUGACCGGAAGACUCCUGACCAAUGGCUGGACGUUUUACAAGAGCGCUUCGACAUUCUCAUGGGCUUGGAGGACAUGGGCUUCCGACCGGCGGUGUACUGGGACAACGUUCAAGACAAGUACGCGCUUCACGACGAGGCCGGCGUGCGCUACGAGACAGCUGGCGAGAUACUCUUCGUCAACACUAAUUGGUACAACGAGACUUUUAAGCGAGUGUUGGUAGAGGAAGGGGUUAAGUUCCGUGGUGGGUAA
This is a messenger RNA of Penaeus indicus, 1261 nucleotides long. RefSeq lists its product as uncharacterized. Bases 35 to 1261 code for a protein of 408 amino acids. The record is from RefSeq and is a predicted model, not a curated record. The transcript is spliced from 7 exons. Lineage: Eukaryota; Metazoa; Arthropoda; Malacostraca; Decapoda; Penaeidae.